CGGUAGUGCUCGGCAAUCAACCGACUGAAACGCAUCAUGGUUUCGUCGUGAUUUCGCGCACCUCGUGAAUAACUCGUUCAAUUUUUCUUCCUCACUUUGUUUCAAUCGAAAGUAACUCUAUGGGCGUUUAAGAAAGAGAAGACAAAAGAAAUAUAGACGAACGAGGUGAAAUAAGGAAGGAAAAACACCGACUACCAUACUACUCCUACGACUACGACGACGACGACGUUAUUGAAAACGACAUUGAUCGAAGGAAAAGAAGAAGAAAAACACAUUAUUCUUUAGUGAACAUAUAUACAGUUUUAAAUUAUAUAAAUCAACUAAAAUGAGUACGAUUUUAAAGGCUUUCGGUUUUAUUUCAAGAAAUUCACCAACAGUUACACUAACGACUACGAAAGUAAUGGUAAAUUUGAAUAAAUUGGGUUUACCUGUUAUCGAUGCACAUCAAUUUCAUCACACAUCUAAUAGAACAGCUGCCAAAGUAUCCGAUACAGUAUCUAAACAAUAUCCUCUGGUAGAUCAUAAAUACGAUGCUGUCGUCGUUGGUGCAGGUGGUGCAGGAUUGCGUGCAGCUUAUGGACUUGUCGCUGAAGGUUUUAAAACUGCAGUGGUUACAAAAUUAUUUCCAACUAGAUCACAUACCGUAGCUGCUCAAGGUGGUAUCAACGCUGCUUUGGGUAAUAUGGAAGAAGACAAUUGGCAGUGGCACAUGUAUGACACCGUUAAAGGAUCUGAUUGGCUUGGAGAUCAGGAUGCGAUACAUUAUAUGACACGCGAAGCUCCUAAAGCAGUCAUUGAAUUAGAAAAUUGUGGUAUGCCAUUCAGUCGGACUUCUGACGGAAAAAUAUAUCAACGCGCUUUUGGAGGUCAAUCGUUAAAGUUUGGAAAAGGCGGCCAAGCGCACAGAUGUUGUUGCGUUGCAGAUAGAACAGGCCAUUCCCUGCUACAUACACUCUAUGGACAAUCUUUGAGUUACGAUUGUAAUUACUUCGUCGAAUAUUUUGCAUUGGAUUUACUUAUGGAAGACGGAGAAUGCAGAGGGGUUAUUGCACUUAAUCUAGAGGACGGUACACUGCAUCGUUUCCAUGCUAAAAAUACAGUACUAGCAACGGGGGGUUAUGGACGUGCUUAUUUUUCCUGUACAUCCGCGCACACAUGUACAGGAGAUGGUACAGCAAUGGUAUCAAGAGCUAACCUACCUAAUCAAGAUUUGGAAUUUGUACAGUUCCAUCCGACCGGAAUCUAUGGUGCUGGUUGUCUGAUAACGGAAGGUAGUCGCGGAGAAGGUGGUUAUUUGAUAAACAGCCAAGGUGAAAGAUUUAUGGAACGUUAUGCACCGGUUGCUAAAGAUCUAGCUUCGAGAGACGUAGUCUCUAGGUCAAUGACCAUAGAGAUACGUGAAGGAAGAGGUGUCGGACCGGAAAAAGAUCACAUUUAUUUGCAAUUACAUCAUUUGCCACCUGAACAAUUGGCAGCUAGAUUGCCUGGUAUUUCAGAGACUGCAAUGAUAUUCGCUGGAGUGGAUGUAACACGAGAACCUAUACCUGUUAUACCAACUGUGCAUUAUAAUAUGGGUGGUGUACCAACAAAUUAUAAAGGUCAAGUAUUAACUAGAAAAAAUGAUGAGGACCAAGUAGUACCCGGAUUAUACGCAUGUGGUGAAGCAGCCUCUGCUUCGGUUCACGGGGCUAAUCGACUUGGUGCAAAUUCAUUACUUGAUCUCGUUGUGUUUGGUCGAGCUUGUGCAAAGACAAUUGCGCAAGAAAAUAAACCUGGCGAAACUGUAGGACCAUUGAGAUCCAAUGCCGGCGAAGAGACAGUUGCUAAUUUAGAUUGGCUUAGAAACGCUAAUGGUAAUGUUCCCACGGCAGACUUAAGACUGAGCAUGCAGAAAACUAUGCAAACACACGCCGCAGUAUUUAGAGAUGCACAAACUUUGCAAGAAGGAUGUCGAAAGAUGUCGGAACUUUAUAAAAGGAUGGGCGAUUUGAAACUAUCCGAUAGAUCGCUAAUAUGGAAUUCUGAUUUGGUAGAAACACUGGAGUUACAGAACUUGAUGAUCAAUGCUAUGCAAACAAUAGUGGCCGCAGAGAAUAGAAAAGAAAGUCGAGGAGCUCAUGCUCGUGAAGAUUUCAAAAAUAGAAUCGAUGAAUAUGAUUAUAGUAAACCUUUAGAUAAUCAAAAAGCAAAACCGUUGGAUCAACAUUGGAGAAAACAUACUCUUACAACUAUUAAUCCUAGAACAGGAGAAGUAUCUAUUAACUACAGACCGGUGAUAGAUAACACGCUUAACAAACAGGAAUGCGCUACAGUACCACCAGCAAUUCGUUCCUAUUAGAUCGCUAUUAUUUUUAAUUUAACAUCGAAAUUCACAUCAUUUAAGAAAAGUCGAGAUAUCACAUAUCGCAUAUAAAAAGUACAUUGUUCAUUUUGUCCUUAGUUAAAUAUCAUUGUGUGUUAAUUGGGAUUAAGAAAACAAAUCUUAAAUAAUUUUCUUCACACUCCCUUUACCUACACACAAAAGAACUAAUUAAUUUAUUACAAUAUAAAAACUAUAAUCAUAAUAAUAAUAAUAAUAGAAUGCACCAAAGUAAAUUCUUGUCAAUGUUUACACACUUAGCGGGUGAGAUUAGUUAUCCUUGUAGGAUGUUGGUGCUGAUAUUUCAUUGUUUCAAGAUGAUAAACUGUUUGAUCUCCUACAGAGUCCUGUUUUAUGUUUAUUUAAAGUAAUUAUAGAAAGUAUGAUUUAAAGGGAACGAACAAAAGAAAAAGAAAAAAAAAAAAGAGAGAGAAAAGUAGAAACCUUUUAAGGAA
Messenger RNA from Vespa mandarinia (Asian giant hornet), 2814 nucleotides. RefSeq names its product succinate dehydrogenase, subunit A (flavoprotein) (gene SdhA). NCBI's taxonomy places the organism in Eukaryota, Metazoa, Arthropoda, Insecta, Hymenoptera, Vespidae. Gene Ontology annotation, molecular function: succinate dehydrogenase (quinone) activity; electron transfer activity; flavin adenine dinucleotide binding. Gene Ontology annotation, cellular component: respiratory chain complex II (succinate dehydrogenase). The record is from RefSeq and is a predicted model, not a curated record. Gene Ontology annotation, biological process: tricarboxylic acid cycle; mitochondrial electron transport, succinate to ubiquinone.